This is a messenger RNA of Leucoraja erinaceus (little skate), 4980 nucleotides long. RefSeq names its product serine/threonine kinase 17a like (gene stk17al). Lineage: Eukaryota; Metazoa; Chordata; Chondrichthyes; Rajiformes; Rajidae. Gene Ontology annotation, cellular component: nucleus. The record is from RefSeq and is a predicted model, not a curated record. Bases 348 to 1421 code for a protein of 357 amino acids. Gene Ontology annotation, molecular function: ATP binding; protein serine/threonine kinase activity. The transcript has 7 exons. Gene Ontology annotation, biological process: protein phosphorylation; intracellular signal transduction; positive regulation of apoptotic process.
UCGCACUGUCUCAUGUCCCGCUGCAGUGCAGUGUGUCAGAGCCCUGCACCAGAGCACAGCACACCCGCCCCGCUGUAGUGUAUCAGAGCUAUCCCUCACCGUGUCCCGCUGCAGUGCAGUGUGUCAGAGCAGCACAGCACAGCACACCCGCCCCGCUGUAGUGUAUCAGAGCUAUCCCUCACCGUGUCCCGCUGCAGUGCAGUGUGUCAGAGCCGUCCCGCACCGCUCCGUCCCGGGGAGCGAAGGCACUGACUGCCGACCCUUUGCCCAGGUCGCCCUGACUUGCAACCGAGCCCUUCGCCGGACGCCCGGCUCCGCCACAGACUGCCCGAGCAGUUGCUGCAGCAAUGAUGAAUCGCAAGGGAAUGGUGGCCAAGAUCCUUUGCCGAAUACGGACCGACCCUUUCAGCAGCAACUACACGCUGCUGGGCAAGGAGCUGGGGAGGGGAAAGUUUGCAGUCGUCAAGAAAUGCAUGGAGAACGCCACGGGAAAGGAAUACGCAGCCAAGUUCUUACGGAAACGAAGGAAGGGCCAAGAUUGCCGCAUGGACAUUAUCAAUGAGAUCGCAAUCCUUGAGAUAGCGAAGAGCAACUCGCAUGUGGUGGACUUGCACGAAGUGUACGAGACGACUUCGGAAAUCAUCCUCGUGCUGGAAUAUGCUGCUGGCGGGGAGAUCUUCAACCAGUGUGUCGCCGACCGAGACGAGGCCUUCAAAGAGAAUGACGUUAUUCGGCUGGUGUGUCAGAUCCUGGAUGGAGUAGCCUAUUUACAUGGGAAGAAUAUUGUUCAUCUAGACAUCAAGCCACAGAAUAUACUGCUUACAAGUUGCAAUCCUCUGGGCAACAUUCGGAUUGUGGACUUUGGACUAUCCCGACGGGUGGACACCAUUGAAGAGAUCAAGGAAAUUACUGGGACUCCUGAAUACGUAGCUCCUGAAAUACUAAAUUAUGAAGCAAUCAGCACAGCUACGGAUAUGUGGAGUAUCGGUGUGUUGGUUUAUGUUAUGCUGACAGGCAGUUCGCCUUUCCUUGGAGAUGACAAGCAAUCCACAUACCUCAAUAUUUCCAAAGUAGACGUUGACUAUUCAGAGGAUAUCUUCGAAGGUAUCUCUGAACUGGCUUUAGACUUCAUUCAGGCUCUCCUCAUUAAAGAUCCCAGGAAAAGAGCAAAGGCUGAACAAUGUCUCAACCACCCGUGGCUCCGUCCCGAGACAGAAGUGACCAAGCCCCUGACCGAGUCAGAGGAGGAACAAUCCGAGUCUGAGCCCAGCACUCCUGAUGCUGAGGAGCUGGUGCUAAUGGCCUCCUACACACUGUGCAGGCAGUUGGACAAGGACGUUGAAAUAGAGCGGACGGCUGUGCACAAACAGUUCCAGUUCAAGGAACCCUUCACGACGUUGCGGGAUUUCCUGAGCGCUUAACGCGUACCGGACUGCUAACAUGCUGGUUUCAAGCCCUCCACGCAGAGCACAGUGUUUACCUGUUGCUCAGAGUGCUCUGUGGCUGAAUGCUCUGCAGGCUUUCAUUACCUUGGACAAUUAAACUUUUUAUCGAGCUUCAGCCUGGUGUGAUAUAGAGCACGCAGCCUGAAUUGGGCACACGGGGGGGGGGGGGGGGGGGGGGGGGAGGUGGUUCCCUCUUAAGCCUAGUGAUGGAGCUGAGAGAGUGGUACAGGGAAAUCCUAGUUAAAAGUCACAGAUAAUCAGACCAGUGAAUCGCAGUGGUUGAGACAAUUGCAGUGGUUGAGACAGGUGAGGUCUGUGCCACAGAUGGUGUUUGAAAUGCCAGUCUGGUGGUGUUGGGCUUUCUCACUGUUUCUCAGCAGCUUGGUUCUACCAGUCACAGUCAAUGAUUUUUUUUUUUUUUUUUUAAGGCACUUCUCAGUUAAGCAAAAUAAAAUCUUGCAUUACAUUUGAAUAUAAUUGGAUUUUCUGAUGGAAGGCGUCUGUUUGGCGUAACAGGAAAUAGUUCUUUACGCUGACGACUAUCCCUCUUGCACCCCACUCUCCAAACUAGUUUGAUAUUUCUUCCUAAUUACAAAGGAAAAUAAUGCGUUGUAUUUAAGAUGCCUUUUACCAAUAUGUAAGGCCAGCAAAGGUCGGUUUUGAUGCAAAAAAACCCUUAUUGUUGCACUGUAGUUUACAAUGAUAGCUCUGCAUGCUUUGUGCAAUACUCGGUUCCACUUCAAUUCGCCUUCUGCUCUGUCCCAUUAUAACGUCUGAUUACCAUUUCCCUGCAAUCAUAAAAUACUCAGCCAUGGCUCUUUUUUUAAUCAAAUUAGGAAGGAGAUCCAAAAUAAGAUUGAGGAAGUCUAAACUCCAAGUCUAGGGAUAAACAUUAAUUGCAGUUCUGUGGCUACAAGAUAUUCAAUGCAAAUUUCCUUGUAAGGCAAUACAUUGGAAUGUGCUGUGCUUCAAUGAAAUAAUGGCACAUGAAGCAUGAUUGCACAUUUAAUUGUCUUUCACGGGCCAUGGGAAUAGGUGUGCCUUUUUUCCCCCCUCUUAUUUAUUGUAUCCUGAUGGUUAAAAUAACCAUUAUUGAAAGAUUUUUAUCAGGGGAUUAAAGCACGAUUGUUUUUCUCCCUUAACAGAAGUCUCCAGAAACAUAUCUUCAUUGAAAUUCUCGUGGUUUGACACCUCUAGUGGUUAUUGACAUGCGGCUCAUAUCUUCCUAUUAUAAAUUAAGCACACGCACAUCGUAGAGCCCUUUGACUGGUGAGCCAGGUACCAGGUAUGUUCAGGUGUUAGAAAAUGUGUGUGGAUUUUGAGACUGUUCAACACCUGGCUGGGGGAGCAGGGUAUGAAGGAGCGUCUGUGAGGGGCCCAUGUAACAGACUUGUCACCUGACACUUUAUUUUGGUGACUGAAACAAGGCGAGGUAUUUACAAUGUGUAGGAAAGUACUGCACAAAGAUGCUGGUUCAUACUGAAGAUAGACACAAAGUGCUGGAGUAACUCAGCGGGUCAAGCAGCAUCUCUGGAGAAAAGGAAUAGGUGACAUUUCGGGUCUGAAGAACCGUUCUGGCCCGAAAUGCCACCUAUUCCAUUUCUCCAGAGAUGCUGCCUGACCCACUGAGUUACUCCAGCACUUUGUGUCUAUCAGAGGUACUCACAAGUUUGUCAUUGUUGGACGGUAAGGGAUUCACUUUGUAGGGUGGGCUGCUUUAGCGUUUCACCAAUGAACUGCAAGACUGGGCUGCUGUCGUUCACUUUAUCUGAGGCACAAAUAUUCAAGGAUUGUGUGGUAUUGGCAACAAUGCUUUUAGGUAUUAUUAUUUAAUUCUGACCUAAUUUGCACAUUCAAAGUGAGCAUUCCGUGAGGGAUACAUUUUUUUGGAGAAGAAACGUAUUUUACUUUGAACAAAUAAACAGGCAAUGUUAUCUGCAUGAUUGAAUCUCCCUUAAAAGGCAAACUGCAAAAGUAUGGAGACCUCGAUUGCAUGUUUGAAUGUAUUGCACGGAGGUCUUUUGCCACAUGGGUGACAGGAGAUCUCCCCAAACACAAGUGAGAGGUGUCUCACCAACAUUCCUGUUGUACAGCAGAGCUCAAAUAUUUGAAAAUGAGAAGGAAUUUUGUAUUGUAUUAUAUUUUCAAUGGUUGAAUAGAAUUAUCGGGGAAUUAUUUAAACAUGUUCUUCGGCAGAAACCAUUGUCCAAUUGUGGUAACUGCACUGAACUGAUAAGGAUGCCUUUUGUUUGAGGUUUUGGGCAAGUGCUUGAAUGUAAUCUGCUGGUUGGUCAGUGCCAGUGCAGGAAGGUGUUUUCCAACAGAUCGCAUUCACUUGCUUGCCACCGAGCAGACACAACAAGCAGGCUCUCUGGAGAACUUGUGUACUGUGACCAUGAGGGAGGGGCAUGAAGGGAGCAGGCACAGCAUCCAUGGCGCCCUGAGGCAACCCUGGCAUGCAGUUGCUUCAUUGACCAGUCAACCCCAGAGUUUCAUUGCCGGUAUACUUUCAUGUCCUAUGACAAAAUUGUAGUGUUAUUGACAGAGACGAAGGAGUGUCUUAAGAUCCAUAUGUUUUAAGCAAAGCACGUGUGAUAUCUGUAAAACAAGUUGAGGGAUAUUGCUUAAGUUAAAAAAAAAACGCCAAAAAAACUGUUGUUUAUUAAUGCCACGUUUAAUUUGGUGAAGACAUCAGCCUGAUGUUUUUCUCAAAGUCACUGUCCUAUUUAUUUUAAAUGUAUUAAGGAUGAAAUUGCAAACAGGAGUUUUCUGUCAGUUAGUGUAGCUUCAGACUCUUAUUUCAAUUCUGUUGUCGCACAGGCAUUUUACCACAGUCAAAGCAAAUGCCCCCCUCCAUUUUGUUAAGCCAGUUAGACAUUUAAAGAAACAAAAAUAUGAUACUUAACUGUUCGGGUUCCAAUAGCAAGGAGAAUAGAUUUUGUGUGUGUGUGUGUCUCAAGAAGAUAAGAACAGUCGGGGCCAGUUCCUGGUCUCCAGGCUGCUGAUUGCAGCCGUAAGUGGCCCAGAGCAGUCAAGAGGCGACACCUCAAAUUGAUCAAGUCUUACAAUAUAUACACCACCUCAAUGCAGCAAAAAGGACUAGUUUGGAGAUUAAAAAGGCCGGCAAUGGAAAGAUUAUUAGAUCCUUGUCUAGAGCAGAUUGAUUAGAAGGAAAUAUCCCUUCUGCUCAUGAUACAAUUAUAGCUUGUUUCUUUUGCAAAGGAAAAAAGUGACAUUUAUUUAGAACAAUCAGGUUGUUAAGUAUUCACAAAGUUCACAAUUAACUACUGAAAUUCCACUGGAGGGUUGGUGAUUCCUUGGUGUAAAACAUUUGUUGGACCAAAUCUUUGAACUGUAAUAAUUGUAUUGUUAUUUCAUUUAAAAUGCUGUCAAUGUAUCAAUUAUCCACGAAUAAUAUAAUGUACAGUUUCUUCAUGCAAUAAUCUCGAUAGCCAAAACUGAUGACAAAGGUACUGUUUGAUGUUUAUCAUGUAAUGUGUUGACUUUUUUUACAAUAAAAUAUUAUGCAAGUUCA